This is a messenger RNA of Schistosoma guineensis, 6247 nucleotides long. NCBI's taxonomy places the organism in Eukaryota, Metazoa, Platyhelminthes, Trematoda, Strigeidida, Schistosomatidae. The record is from the annotation of a GenBank genome assembly.
GCUAGCGCGAAUGCUUGUUUUACUCAUCACAUAUGGUCGUGAACUAUUCAAUUUGUGUGUUGCCACGUGUUUGUUACUAUUAUCAUAGGAGAGUAUCGUAUUAACUAUGUCUUCUCUCGUGAACAAUAGAGAAGAGGCACGACCAGUCAGCACAACCACAUAUUUCUUGGGGAUAGUGAAACAAGUCUUAUCGGGAGAUACUAUUGUAAUACGUGACAGACCCAUAAAUGGUCCACCUCCAGAACGAACCAUUAUUUUGUCCAAUAUAUCAUGUGGUCGCGUUGCUCGUAAGCCGUCGACGGGAAUUCCCACUGGAACACCAGAAGAUCCGUUUGCUUGGGAGGCCAGAGAGUUUGUUCGUACUCUUUUAGUUGGUAAAGAAGUUUGCUAUUCUGUCGAAACAGAACAGCCAUCUGGUCGCAAAUAUGGAUGUGUGUAUGUUGGGAAAAAUAUCAGUGGAGAAAAUGUUGCUUUGUCCUUAGUGGAACAAGGCUUAGCUGAAGUGAGAAAGCUAAAUCCGACAGUAGCUGCCAAAAAUAAAAUUUACCAGCAACUAGUAACCGCUCAAGAACAGGCAAAGUCACUUGGUAAGGGUCGUUGGUCUCCCAACCUCCCUGUUACAAGAGAAAUCCUUUGGUCAGUCGAGAAUACUCGCAGCUUCUUUGAGAGCUACAAAAACCGACCACUUAAAGCUGUCGUCGAAAAUGUUCGAGAUGGUUGUUCUGUACAAGUCUUCAUUCUACCUGAAUCCCUUAAUGAAAAGCCAAAUACAUUUGUAUACGUUACUGUCACAAUGUCAGGGAUUAAAUCUCCAUCGAUACGUUAUGAGGAUGGAAAAAUUGUUCCCGACGCGUGGGGUCUCGAUGCGUUAUUCUUUACCGAAUCCAGACUGCUACAGAGAGACGUUACUAUACUGUUGGAAUCCGUAUUUAAUCAAACUUUCGUCGGAAGCAUCCUCCACCCAAAUGGAAAUAUAGCUGAGUUGUUGCUGCGUCAUGGUCUUGCUCACUGUAUUGAUUGGAAUCUAAACUUAGUAAGCGUCCCAGGUGCUGCUGAAGCCUAUAAAAUAGCUGAAAGACUUGCGAAAGAAAAGCGACUACGCGUGUUUGAAAACUACCAGCCCACACAAACAACGGAAGUACAUGCAGACAGUUUUCAAACAGUUGUUCCAGGGAAAAUAUUCAGUGGAAUUAUAUGUGAAGUCGGAAACGGUGAUAACGUCUCUAUCAAAUGUUCAGAUGGUGUCCAUAAAUUCUUUCUAUCCAGCAUAAGAGCUCCACGACCACAGACCAGCAGCAAGGAAGACGAUUCUUCUGUCCAACGUGGUCGUAUUCGUCCGCUUUACGACAUACCUUAUGUGUUUGAAGCUAGAGAGGUACUUCGCCAGUUCGUCGGAAAACAAGUAACUGUUCAAGUUGAUUACAUUCAACCGAAGACAUCUAAUACUGUUGACGAACGUGUUUGUGCUACAGUGCGAGCUGAUGAUGUCAACCUUGCAUUGACCCUAGUUUCAAAAGGUCUGGCCUCUGUAGUCCGUUAUCGAAACGCUAAUGAUUCUCGUUCUGUAUUUUACGGUGAACUUCUUGCGGCAGAAGAAAAUGCACAGUCUAAGGGACUCGGAAUGUAUAGCAAACAAGAUCCCCCGAUUCAUCGUGUUGCCGAUCUCACAGGGAAUGUAGCUAAAUCUAGACAGUUUUUAUCUUUUCUACAACGUGCUGAGCGAUUGGACGGUGUGGUAGAGUUUGUAUUUAGUGCAAGCAGAUUCCGUAUUUAUAUACCUCGAGAGACAUGCGUAAUUACACUGUUGCUUGGAGGUAUUCAGUGUCCACGCCGGGGAAGAGUGGGUCCAGAUGGUGUCGCUUUACCCGAUAUGCCAUUCAGUAACGAGGCUUACACGUUUGUUAAGGAAUUGUGCAUGCAUCGUAACGUUGAAAUUAAGGUAGAAACAAUUGAUAGAGUAGGGAAUUUCGUUGGCUAUCUUUUCGUGGACAUUCCUUCUCUGUCUAACAAUGGACCAGAUAUUAACAAGUCGUCAGGCAAGAAAAAGAAAAAAAAGGUUGCCGAAACUACUGUUAGACAAAAAACAAAUCUAACUGUCUUACUAAUAUCUCAAGGUUUCGGUACUGUUCAUCGGGCUCCCACAACCGAACGAUCACCUCACUAUCACGAUAUGAUAAAAGCAGAAGAAGAUGCCAAAAUCAAUCGGUGUGGUUUGUGGUCAUCCGAUCAGUUUGUAAAGGAAUGGGAAGCCGAAGUCCAAAAUAAUUCAGAUCCCACUGCUUUGAGCGGUGCAGAGGACGGUAGUCUUAUUCCACUGACUGGUUUCUCAGAAUAUUUGGACGACUUAUCAGAACUACAACUUAAUGAAAAUAGUGAUUCGACAACUGUGAUCAAUAAUGAUAAUAUUAAGCAGUUAUCAUGGAAACCUGUUCAAAUUACCGGAAUCUCCAGACCUGCUUCUGGUAGUCAGGGUCUUCGAUUCUUCGCUCAACACUUAUCAGAUGCGUGCACCCUGGUCAAGAUUAGUCAAAUGUUGAAUAGCCAAUCAUUUCCUUCAUUCCCAUCAGAAUACUACCCUAAAAAAGGUAGUCUGUGUAUUGCAUGUUUCAGUUUAGAUAAUUGCUGGUACCGAGCACGUGUCAUUCGUAGUUCACCCAAAUCUGUUACAGUUCAGUUUAUUGACUUUGGUAAUGAAGAAGUAAUCGAUUCAGCUGAGUAUUCAUCACGUCUUUCUCCUCUUCCAUCUGGCCCACUAAUGCAACUUCCACCACAAAUGAAAGAGUAUCGUUUGGCAUUUGUUCAACUUCCUCCCGAUGCUUCCGAUCGUGUGUUUGCGGAGCGUGCUUUCUGCGACCUCGUUGAAAACAAAGAAGUAGGUGAAGUGUUUGCACUGGGUUUAUCUUUUGUUUUUCGUUUUAUAAGACUCUCAUUGAAGUACAAUGCGUAUUAAUAACGUCUGCGUACCGUUGGAUAAAAUCAAAGUAUCUAAUUCAUAACCAAAUUACAGAUAUACGCUUAGUAAUUCUUAGAUUAUGUCUGUUAUUAAUUUUGAUUCGUUCAGGUGUUUAAUACCGUACACUUCUACACGUAAAGACGGUUGAUUAUGAAUACAGUGGUCUUGAGUGCUGUUAGAGGUAUGAGGGCAGUUAUCAUUUCAAGUUGCCCACACCGUGGAAGGGUUGUUCUGUAGGUGCCUGAAAAGGAAAUUGGAUUAGAGGUGGUCUUAGUGACCUGGGAGCGUGACCGCAGUGCCCAAGGGACAACUGCUUGAGGUCGGUCACACACGACCUUUUUAUGGGUAAUUUUUGUGUUAGCUCCGUACUUGUUGAGACCUGACCGCCGGAGACGGAUAUCCGUGGGAUAAGGCGAGGUGUGUAUUUUAGGGCUCGACCUUUUGUUGGAAGACAGCAUCGCUGUCAUGCUGGUUGUCUGAAGGAAACAUCUUACUGCUGUCACACCUCUGUACAGUCAGCAGUACGACUUCGCCUUCGGACCUUGGGUUUGUUGCUUUUAGUCUUACCGCUCAUCAACCGACCUGUCUGACAUGGUAGGACCUUGAGGAACGGUUGUUCCAUCCAGUAUAGCUCGGUUGCUCCAUCACGAUAGGCAAGGCCGACCACCACGUCAAGGUAGCAACAAUGCCAGAAUGUUUGGAAUACGCUUCUCUCCCUCUAAAUGCGAGUUGUUGCUUCAGGACUGAUCUGCGUCAACACCUGAACUAAGGAUAGGGAGUGAAGUAGUCGAACGCGUUGACAACUUCACUUAUCUUGGAAGUCUGAUCAGCCCUAAUGGGUUGGUGUCUGACGAAAUCUCAGCACGGAUUCGAAAAGCUCGCUUGGCUUUUGCCAACUUACGUCACCUAUGGCGAAGGCGAGAUAUCCGUCUAUCAAUAAAAGGACGAGUAUACUGCGCGACAGUCCGUUCUGUUUUAAUUUACGGCAGAGAAACAUGGCCAUUAGGAGUAGAAGACACUCGUAAGCUACUUGUAUUUGACCACAGAUGCCUCAGAAAUAUUGCUGGCGUCUGCUGAGAUCACCGGGUAGGUAAUAGCGAGGUUAGACGCAGGGUAUUAGGGAAUGAUGGUAAAUCAGUUGAUGAGGUUGUUAAACUUCAUCGACUGAGAUGGUCGGGCCACGUGUUACGUAUGCCCGAACACCGAUUACCACGACGUGCAAUGCUAACCGGUGUUCGGGAUGGUUGGAAGAAAGUUAGGGGCGGCCAAACCAAAACGUGGCAUCAGUGCUUGAAGUCACUAACUUCUAGUCUGAGCCAUGUUGGUAGAUGCAGACUACUUGGUUGGGUUCCGCGUGACUAUCGUAACCAGUGGUUGGAGACUCUUGGUGACAUGGCUCAGAAUCGAUCGCAGUGGCGUCGGUGUAUACACUUUCUAUCUUCCCUUAAACUAAGAGAUUAAAAUCGCUUCAUAUCUUUCUUUCUACGAACUAAUUUUUUCUUCCUGUACUAUAUCCUUAUUGCAAUCUUUCUUUAGAUAUUACCACCUCUGAAUUAACUACUUUUAUGAAUUCGGUGUUCAUCUUGUUGUGUGGCAACUUUGACCGAUGCAUAUAUAUGCCUGGUCCUACGUUGUAGCUGACUGACUUCUACACGUAGCACGUAUAAAUCGAUGCGUUAUCUGAACACAUUUAUUUUGCUCACUUAUAUGCCACUUAGAUACAUUCCCUGUUAGCAUCACCCUUUAAAGCUCAGAACGGUUAUCAAAUCAUUCAAAUGAAGGCUUAUUAGUUGGGACUUGGUUUUCAACUCAGUUUUGAGCACCACUCCACCUACUGUGAUUUUUGAACAGUUGGUUAAUAUCCCUUGCACAAAGAGAUUUAAUCCCUAGCAAACCUGUAGUUGGUCCUUGCGUUUGUUCACGAAAUUCAGAUUGGAUCAAGACAUGUUCCGUGCAGGAUCGUGUUGGGGUAUGCUGAUUAACUAUUUCUUAUCCAACAAGCGCUAAUGGAUACCUGGAAGACUCUAGAAUCUCCCUAUGUAAAAAUUAUGAAUAUACUAACGUUUUUCUUAUUGUGAUUCCUACUUCCAUACAACCUUCUUGUUUGGAAUAUAAAUACCUUCCUGCUCAAUUGUGUUCUGAUAUGGGUACUUAUCGAGUGAAUUAGCUUCCAAGAAUAAGCAAUAAGAUUAGCUGGGUCGUUAUAGAAAUUAUAACAGCGUUGUAGUAGUUUAAAUUUAUCGACUCAUGAAAAUUAUCAUUUUUCAGAAAUCCUCCCUUCUCGAUGCUUUAUCUGCAUUUCAAGAUAUGUGUUUCUGAAAAAGUGGUCUACUCCGUCUUCAGGUAAAAUAUCCCCAUAUUUUUCAGGAAAUAUAAACCAGUAGAUUUUGAGUAAACUGUAAUGCACCCAAGUCCGCUUGUUCGAUUACUUUAGUCUUCUUUUUUUCAACAGUUGAGACUUGCUGUUCAGUACGAAUCAGUACCGUGUGGAAACGAAUCACUGAAACCUGUCCCAGCAGUGACACUAUUGCUACCAGUUGCAGAUCUUAAAACAUCUGGGUCAUCUGUCUGUCCAAACGACAUAGACAUCAGUGAGUCACUGUUGUCUAAUGGUUUGGUCUGUGUUGAACCUAUCCAGCCUCAGCUUCUUAAACGACUACCACGCAAUCUGCUCCACAAGUAUCUAGAUGCGCAAGCACUAGCAAAAAAAGAACGUAAAAACAUUUGGCGAUAUGGUGACUUUCGUGCAGAUGUGGAACAGCUGUGAUAUACAUUGCACAACAGUUAGAACCAAAAAUGUGCCUUUAAAAUACCAGCUGAAUAUGAACGACCACCGCCCAACAAUAGCAUCAACCUUAUGCUCUGAUUCAUUUUGUCUGUUGCUUACUAUAUGUUUUAAGAGUGCACUUCAUUGUUGUGUUUGUCUUGGAAUUUCAGGUAGCUAUUCUUCCUUUUUUUUAAAAAUGUAAAAAGCAGGUUUACUUUAGUUUGUCAAUAUCUAUGAUAUUCUUGUUGUUCAUUGGACUCCCUACGUACAAUAUAAAACUAAUGUUAUAAAAACCAGUUUUUGUUAGUAAACUACUUUAAUUUCUAACUUUAGUCACUUGUAUUUUCGUUUUCCUUGUCAAAUGUUUUAAACUAUUAUAUCUGUGGCAAUUAUGUUAAUUAUACGAAAUUAUGCUCCUAAAUAUUUCUGUACUCAGUAAUGUAUGUUUACGGUAAUAAACUGUGAUUUUGUUUUGUAUGGUUGCAUUUAAAUGAUCACAAUGUGCUACAUGCAUCUUCAUGAAACUU